Molecule: messenger RNA, 1782 nt
Organism: Aegilops tauschii subsp. strangulata
Lineage: Eukaryota; Viridiplantae; Streptophyta; Magnoliopsida; Poales; Poaceae
Product: rhodanese-like domain-containing protein 7
Source: RefSeq, a predicted model, not a curated record
CAACCCAACCCAAACCCGACAGGCCGGAUGCUGCCCUCCCCACCACUUUCUGUCGCCCGCCGCGCCGCCACGGCCGCCGCCCGCCAUCUCCUCCCCUCCAUCACCUCGCUCAUCCUCGACCCGCCCGCCCCCAGCCCUGCCGUCUCCCGCCGUCGCGUCCGCCUAAUGCCGCUGCGGAACAGCGCCCCGCUCGUCUCCCCGCCGCCGCACGGGAGGAGCUUCGCGGUGGCCGCGGGGGAUGGAGGCGCAGAAGGCGAGGCUCCGGCGCUGGUGGUGGUCUCGUUCUACAGGUUCGCCGACUUCCCCGACCACGCCGACCUGCGGCGGCCGCUCAAGGAGCUCUGCGAGGAGCUGCGUGUUUCAGGUGGCAUUAUUCUUGCACCAGAGGGAAUCAAUGGUAGUUUAUGUGGAACACCAGAAGCUGUGGAGAAAGUUUUGAACUUUAUUCAAACAGACAAUCGGUUAAAAGGAUUGAGGGUGAUCCAGACACCUGUUACUCCAGAGGACGAGGCUAUCCAUCAUGGACAUACCAGCCAUUCUCCUGUUGGUCCUGGAGAAGAUGCACCAUUCCGAUGGGAUCAUGUCCGUGUGAAAUUGAAAAAGGAGAUAGUGAGUUUUGGAGACCCUGGUGUGAUGCCAACUAAAAGGGUUGGCAAGUAUAUAAAGCCAAAAGAUUGGAAUUCGUUGAUAAGCGAUCCAGACACCGUUGUCAUUGAUGUGCGUAACAUGUAUGAGAUACGCAUAGGAAAAUUCAAGAGGGCUGUUGAUCCAUGCACGGAAUCAUUUAGAGAAUUCCCAUCUUGGGUUGAUAAUCAAUUCCAGUUGGCUGAAUCUGAUAGUCACCAGUCAUCAGUAAAUGAUAACACUGUAACUGAGGGAGCAGAAGAUCUGAAUUCCAGUGGACCCAAAGAGCUACCACGAGUUGCUAUGUAUUGCACUGGUGGUAUUAGAUGUGAGAAGGCAUCGAGCUUUCUCCUUGACAAGGGAUUUAAAGAGGUUUACCAUCUGGAGGGUGGGAUAUUAAAGUACCUAGAGGAAAUCCCGGAAGCUGAAAGCUUGUGGGAAGGUGAAUGCUUCGUGUUUGACAAGCGUGUUUCAGUGGAGCACGGGUUAGCUCAAGGAACCCACAAACUUUGCUAUGGAUGUAAACAACCAGUUAGUGACGAAGACAUGGAAUCUCCUAAAUGGGAGUAUGGUGUAUCAUGCCCAUACUGCUUCUCCAGGAGAUCUGAGGAGGAGAAGGAAAGGGCAAGGGCUCGGCACCGGCAGUUUAAGACAUGGGGAGUUAUUGGUGGUCCUGAUAAAGGCAGGAGUCCAAAAAGGCUCGAAGCUAGCGAUGGAGUUAAGGAGGACAAACAGCCGCGCAACUCAGUGUGACCUAAACUGGUGAUUGUACUUUGUUCUAUUACUUCAGGAUUAUUGAAAUGCUCUCGACAAAGUGAGAUCCUUUUGGUCUGUAGUGCUUUUGUCUGGCUACUUUGAUCAGGCUUCACGAGUUACUUCUUGGUCUCUGAUCUAGACUGCAGGUACAUCACUAUCACUAGUGUCUUACUCGAGCUUAGAAGUUUGUUUACAGGGCGCUGAUGUUUGUACUCCAUCUAUCCGUAAAUUGUAACAUUGUUUACUCGUACGAGCUUAUGAGCUGCAGCAGUCCCUUGAAUAUUUGUGGUGCAAAACACGGAUCCCCGGACCUGAAGCUUCUUGCAGUCUGUUUAUGUAUGAAGAUGGGAUCAGAACCCAAAUGGCGUCAUUCCUGCUUGAACGAGAAGUUUUUUGGUUGGA